AUGGUUCUUAUCAAUGAUCUCAAGCCUUUUAAAGAGGAAUGGCGAAUUCGACUCAAGCUUCUUCAUACAUGGAAAACAAAGACUGAUUAUGGGGGCGAAUCUCUUGAGUGCAUCUUCGCUGACGAAACGGGUCAAAAAAUUCAUGCCUCAUGCAAAAGAACUCUGAUGUAUCGUGUACAACGCGAUAUACAGCUGGGAGAAUGGAGAGAGCUUGAAAACUUUAAGAUUUCAGCUGCUGGAGGUCAAUAUAGACCAUCGAAAUUUCAAUACAAACUCACCGUCAUUGGAGAUACCAAGAUAAAACCUACUGAUUAUCGUGAUGAAAAUCAGUUCCUCUCUCUAGCAAGUUACGAGGAAAUUGUAACAGGAAAGCUCAAUACAUUUUUUCUGAUUGAUGUUAUGGGCCAAGUGGUAGAUCUUGGAGAAGUAGCUAUCUGUCAAUUGAAAACUGGUGAAAACAGGAAGAGAGUAAACUUUCGUUUGCGUGAUACUAGUGGGAAUGAACUGGUAUGUUGCUUAUGGGGACCAUACGCUGAGCAAAUUGAAUCGCAUGUGGAAGAAUCAAAAGAUGAACCUAUUGUAUGCUUGAUCCGCUUUGCCAAAAUCAGUAAUUUUAGAGGUGAAGUGCAAAUCACCAACGCUUUUGAUUCUUCAGUUUUGAUGCUUAACCCAAUCAUGGAGGAAGCUAUUGACUUUAGACAGAAGAUGUCGCAAACUGAUCUUCCCUUAGCUCUUUUGGGUAGCAGUGAUGAAAAUAAGGUUAUCAAGCAAGUAGUUGAUGAUUGGAAUGAGGUUGACAUUAAGUGUAUUUCUGAGAUAUAUCUUGCUGUUGAGGCACAAUCGACGUACGACCAGAGUUGGUAG
This is a messenger RNA of Brassica napus (rape), 864 nucleotides long. RefSeq names its product replication protein A 70 kDa DNA-binding subunit A-like. The record is from RefSeq and is a predicted model, not a curated record. NCBI's taxonomy places the organism in Eukaryota, Viridiplantae, Streptophyta, Magnoliopsida, Brassicales, Brassicaceae. The transcript has 7 exons. Bases 1 to 864 code for a protein of 287 amino acids.